This is a messenger RNA of Larimichthys crocea (large yellow croaker), 3693 nucleotides long. It is a transcript of the gene kcnc4, whose product is annotated as potassium voltage-gated channel, Shaw-related subfamily, member 4. Gene Ontology annotation, molecular function: delayed rectifier potassium channel activity; protein binding. Gene Ontology annotation, biological process: protein homooligomerization; action potential; potassium ion transmembrane transport. The coding region runs from base 951 to 2747 and encodes 598 amino acids. NCBI's taxonomy places the organism in Eukaryota, Metazoa, Chordata, Actinopteri, Sciaenidae. Gene Ontology annotation, cellular component: voltage-gated potassium channel complex; neuronal cell body membrane; postsynaptic membrane. The transcript is spliced from 5 exons. The record is from RefSeq and is a predicted model, not a curated record.
GGCGCCUACAUUACCCACAAUGCCUGUUGGAGUUGGAGAGUCAAGUUGGCUUAGGUAGCAGCGGCUAAUGCAGCCUCAAGAAAAUAUAAAGAAGAAGGCAAAUAAAAAACAAAGAUGGUAAAGAGAUGGUUACAACUGUGUGCCCAUCCUCUCUCUCGGUCUGAUUAGAGGGAGUGGUUCAAUAAUGCGCCAACCUCCGCCGGCAACCAAAGAGUUAAUCCGUCGAGCCUGUUGUUGAACGCACCAUCCAACCGGGCUGUGUCGCUAAGGGAAGAUAGACUACUUGUGGAGAAGCAACAGAUCCCCAGCUGCAAAACAACCCCACAUCUGGCACGCGAAGCGUUUUUUUGAGCAGGAAGAAGGACUGGAGGAAUAUCUCAGUGACACAGGAUCGAUCCCAGGCUUCAUCGUCUUGUGUGGAGGAGAGAAAAGUUGUCAGGAAUAGUUGUAGAUUUUGGCGUUGCAACAUUUGGAUGAGCUUUGUGAGAAAGGCUGUGAGGAGUGACACAUUACUUCAGGUUAAGUGGUUCAUCUAAUAGCUCCGUACUAUCGUGCGUAAUAAGCCAAUAUCAUCUUUUUUUUUAAAUUGCCAACAAUCUCCAUGCAACAUCUGGCAGCAGGAAUUUAAGUCACAUUGUGUAAUCUAUUCGACGAAAACAUUGAAACACACGCACACAGUGAGUCUGACCACCUGCGUUUUGUUGCGGAAUCAGACUGAGUUUAGUAACAGGUGGUUUGUAUUGAGCGUCUCACUUUGGCGCUGUCUGGACCAUUAGGCUGUUUUAUUUCUGGAUAAAUGAGGCGCACGGGUCAUUAUAAGGACUGGGGUCUGAAAUGAGGGCGCACUUUGCGUUAAUUUUCUGAUUUUUUUUUUUUUUUUUUUUUUUUGGUACCAGUGGAUAUCAUUUUGUAACGGAGGAGGCGAGCAGCCAGAAGGUCCCUGCUUCUCAAUGAUAAGCUCUGUGUGUGUUUCGUCGUACCGAGGGCGCAAAUCGGGCAACAAACCUCCGUCUAAAUCAUGUUUGAAGGAGGAAAUGGCCAGAGGGGAAGACUCUGACAAAAUUAUCAUAAACGUGGGUGGCACUCGACAUGAAACCUACAAGAGCACCCUCAGGACCCUGCCGGGGACCCGCCUGGCAUGGCUGGCAGACCCGGACACGCAGGUCAGCUCUGACUCGGAUGCUGCGCCCCCGAGCACCACCGAGUUUUUCUUCGACAGACACCCAGGCAUCUUCGCCUAUGUACUAAACUACUACCGAACCGGCAAGCUGCACUGCCCGGCCGACGUGUGCGGCCCGCUCUUCGAGGAAGAGCUUGCAUUUUGGGGGAUUGACGAGACCGACGUGGAGCCGUGCUGCUGGAUGACCUACCGGCAGCACCGGGACGCGGAGGAGGCCCUGGAUAUAUUUGAACCGCCGGACCCAGACGACACCGAUGACGACAGGGAGAUACCGAGGCGGUUCGGCAUCGAGGACUGUCCGGACAGGUCGAGGGGUUGCUGCGAAGUUUGGCAGCCGAAAAUCUGGGCCUUAUUUGACGACCCAUACUCAUCCAGAGCAGCUAGGGGAGUUGCAUUUGCCUCUCUCUUUUUCAUCUUGGUGUCCAUCACCACGUUCUGCCUGGAGACCCAUGAAGCCUUCAAUGAACUGCAGAACCGGACGGCCCAGGUUGUCGUGAACAACGUCACAAUGAUAGUGUCGAGGAAGGAGAUGGUGACCAAGCCCAUCCUCAUCAUGGUGGAAGGCGUCUGUGUGGUCUGGUUCACAUUUGAAUUCCUGGUGCGUAUCGUCUGCUGCCCAGACAAAGUGGUCUUCAUCAAGAACACGCUCAACAUCAUUGACUUUGUGGCCAUUCUGCCAUUCUACCUGGAGAUGGGCCUGAGCGGUCUGUCAUCUAAAGCUGCCAGCGAUGUACUGGGCUUCCUCCGUGUGGUGAGGUUUGUUCGGAUCCUCCGGAUCUUCAAGCUGACACGACACUUCGUAGGCCUACGCGUGUUGGGCCACACGCUGAGGGCCAGUGUCAAUGAAUUCCUCCUUCUCAUCAUCUUCUUGGCACUGGGUGUACUCAUCUUUGCCACCAUGAUAUACUACGCUGAGCGCAUCGGAGCCAAACCUGACGACCCCACAGGUGCCAAUCAUACACACUUCAAGAACAUCCCCAUCAGCUUCUGGUGGGCAGUGGUCACCAUGACGACGCUGGGCUAUGGCGACAUGUAUCCACAGACGUGGCUGGGCAUGAUGGUAGGGGCGCUGUGCGCGUUGGCCGGGGUGUUGACCAUCGCCAUGCCGGUCCCUGUCAUCGUCAAUAACUUUGGGAUGUACUACUCGCUGGCUAUGGCCAAACAGAAGCUGCCGAAAAAGAAGAAGAAGCACAACCCGAACCCAGAUGCCCCGACUGACUCUGCCUCGUUUGGGAAGUCAGAAACAAACUCACACAGAGACAGCACUCAGAGCGAUACGUGUCCUCUGGCUGCUGAGGAGAGCAUCAGCAGGAACCGCUCAGACUCCAAACAGAAUGGGGAUGCAAAUGUGGCCCUUUCAGAGGAGGAAGGCUGCAGCCUGACCCAGCCGCUGUCCCCCAGUGAAAAGUGGUCCCUGCGGUGCUCCCGAGGGCGAGACAAGACGAAGAAAGAGGCCACCUGCUUCCUUCUAACCUCUGGAGACCCCAAUGUCCGUACUGAGAGCUGUAAAGACAUCCUCGCUGCCACUGGAAACUACGCUCAGCCAGAGGUCACCACUCUGACCUGAUUGUGGAUCGGCUAUGAAAAGAAGACAGAGCAUGGAUCUGCGGUGGCGUGCAUGCUGUGCAGAGCCUCAGCUCUGGUCCCUGCUUUCUUUUCCUUCAUCAAUGAACUGCAGACCGGAUUCUUGUCAUUCAAAACAAGAUGUCUUUGGUUUGUUUUUGUCACACAUCCAAAACCCCGUGGUACAAAAUCAGUUGCAUAGUAGCUUUAUCAUAUUUACACUCAUUUACAUGUUCCAAAGCAUUUUGCAUGUAUUGCAUGAUCUAGCAUUGUAUGAUGUACUGGCUACCAUUUAUAUGCUUAUCAUUUAGUGGACAUGUCAUAGUUUGUCUUAAAGGCCCUUAAAACAUAUUUUCUGAAUUAGCUUCUUGUUAUAAUGAUACAUGAACAUUUUUAACAUUGAAACAGUUUGUUUCAUGUUACAGAUUUUCCUUUUUUCUGAUUUGAAGCAGGCACAGCUCUGUUGGGAAAAGGUAAUGUCACGUUUCUGUGCUCCAAACAGGAUUCAGCAACAUUUGAACCAGAAUCCGAUGAAAGCUGGUGGGUUGUUUUUGUCUCAAUUCAACUCUCAAUAGAUAAUAACUAUCUUAUUAGUUAUUUUGUCAACGUUGACUGUUGCUUAUUUCGCCAAGAAUAUUUAAUGUUAUAGAGGAAGAUUUAAGAUUUAAUAUAUCGUUUUUAGGGACUUUAACCUGAAUUGAGUCUGUUUUAACUAUAAGGAAACAGCUUUGCUUUGCAUUUGUCAGCGUGUUAUUUUCUUUUGGAGUAAUAUGUAAAAAAAAAAACUAAAACUAAAAAUGUCAGUUUGAGCUCUUUUUUUAAAUUAUUUUUUUGAACUAAAAAAACACCACUGACAUUUGUGUCAAUGUCUUAUAUACAUAAAUGUUGUUAACUGUUCAUUGUUAACGCAAACACUUGUGAAUAUGAGUUUGUACAGCAAAACUGUUGAA